This is a messenger RNA of Ahaetulla prasina, 2911 nucleotides long. RefSeq names its product NOTCH regulated ankyrin repeat protein (gene NRARP). Gene Ontology annotation, molecular function: protein binding; enzyme inhibitor activity; phosphatase regulator activity. Bases 203 to 577 code for a protein of 124 amino acids. NCBI's taxonomy places the organism in Eukaryota, Metazoa, Chordata, Lepidosauria, Squamata, Colubridae. The record is from RefSeq and is a predicted model, not a curated record. The transcript has a single exon. Gene Ontology annotation, cellular component: cytoplasm.
CCGCCCGCCCGCCCGUCCGCCAGCGAGCGAUCGAUCCCUCGAGCCAGGCGGCAGUCCCGGACGCGGUGCGGACCGAGGAGCCCCGGCGUUACGCGGCGGCGGCGGCGGCGAAGCAGGCCGGCCGGCCUCUCCGGGGCCCGCGCUCCUUGCCCAUGCGGGGCCGGGCGCGGCGCCUGCCCCGUCGCCAGCCGGGCGCGCAGCCAUGAGCCAGGCGGAGUUGUCGGCCCCCCGCGCGGCGCCCAGCCAGCGCGUCUUCCAGGAGGCGGUGCGCAAGGGCAACACGGCUGAGCUCCACUCGCUGCUGCAGAACAUGAGCAGCUGCGAGUUCAACGUGAACUCUUUCGGGCCCGAGGGCCAGACGGCGCUGCACCAGUCGGUGAUCGACGGCAACCUGGAGCUGGUGAAGCUGCUGGUCAAGUUCGGCGCGGACAUCCGGCUGGCCAACCGCGACGGCUGGAGCGCCCUGCACAUCGCCGCCUUCGGGGGCCACCAGGACAUCGUCCUCUACCUGAUCACCAAGGCCAAGUACUCGGCCGCCGGCGGGGGAGGCGGCGCGGGGGGCGGCAGCCGCGGUUGAGCGCGCUCCUGUAGCUCCGUCCGGCGGCGCCCCGAAAGCCCUCCGGUCCGGCCUCCGUCCAGCGAGCCCGCCUGGAGGACUGAGCCCUGCGCCGCUUCCCGAGAGAUGCGCGCCGUUGGCCGGCCAGCGCCGCCACUCGGGCAGAGGAGACUCGAGCGCCGGCCCUGCCCGCCCUUCGGGAGCCGCCGCGCUUCGUCCCGCCGCCGCUCUGCCUCUCAUCUACCUCGGUUCUUCCACAGUGUUGGCUCUCCCGCUCGCUCGCUCCUUCCUUCCUUGGGGCCGAUCAGCUGCUGCCCACCGAGCCCCGGACCUGCUUCCCUGCCGCCCAGCAGCUGCCACGGCCGCUCCCCUCCCAGCCAAGCCGUGGGGCGCUUUCCGCGGCAGAGGACCGACCUCCGGCUCUUGCUCCGGAGCAAGACGUUCGCCGCUUUUGUCUGGUGUCCAGACCGAAAUCGCCCCUUCCCGCCGCAGCCCCCCCCCCCCCCGCCUCCCGCUCGCUCUUGCCCUUCUGGCCGUCUUUUGAUCAGCUCCACCGGAGGGCAGGAGAGCUUUUCUUCUUCUUCUUUUUCCCUCCCCUCUUUCAAAAAGGGUGAAUUUCGCCCGGCCUCUUUCAACGGAGAAGGGGGGCGCCUUAGGAAGCGUCUCCGGGAAGAUCGAGGGCGCCCCCUGCUGCUGAUGGAGGGAAAGCAAACUACUGAAAACCGAACCUUUCGAAGGAGGCGAUUUCCAUGCGGGGGUCGCUUCCGAAAGGAGAAGGGGCGCCGUGCUCCGAAACUGACUGCCCGUGUGCCUUCGAUGCUGCUCUUGAGUCUCUGCCUGGUGUGAUGCGCCCAGGCAGCCCCCAUGAAUGUCGAGGAAGUCACCCGCCUCUUCUGCCCCCUUUUCGUGUGCACUAGAGAGAGAGAGAGAGAGAGAGAGAGAGAUAAAUAUCCCUUUCACUGCCAUAUCACCUGCGCCUCUUCUCCCCCCCCCACCCUCAAAUAGCCAUUAAACCUUUUAAAAUAGAGUUUUUCACUGUGUUUGGGCUGCGCGUUUAAGUAUUUAUCUUGUACGUCUGCAAGGAUGUGUGUGAACAUGAAUAAUUUGUGACGAGCGUUUUUGUUUGAAGGGAUGUUUAUUUUGGUAGUUCAGAAAAAUGCAGUUUUUUUGGGGGGGUUGCUAUUACGUAUAUUUCUUCCCUAAUUACCCCACCCCACCCCAUUGCACUGAGUUAUUUCCUAUCUCCCGGUUUCUCCAUGCAUGCCCUCCCCAAAAAAGGGAGCCUGUUUUCUCCAGCCCCCUCCUCACUUACUCUUCCUGGUUGGUUUGUAAGAAUGACCGUUGGGGCUUCACUAGCCCUGGUGAGAAUUGCUGUGGGUGGGUUGCGGGGCCCCUCCUGACAGCAGCUUUUAGUUUGUUCUUGCUGGGGGAGAACCAGUUCCUUUUUUUCAACUUUGAGGGGGGCUGUUUUUAUAGUUGCACAUGAUUUCUUUUUGUCUUAAAAACAGAUUUGCCACAAUAAAAUGUCAUAACAUUUAUGGCAUAAUUAUUAAAUAAGAAAAAAGUAGCUUGUGUUCAGAAAUCCAAGAUCAGAUUUCAGUUUUAGGAAAAGAUCUUGGUCAAAAGCCCGUUUUUCUAAAGAAGACUCAUGUAAAGAUGUUAACACAUAUUUAUAUUUUUAUAUAUGAAAAGUAUACCUUUGGAGACUGUGAAACCUUUUGUUUUUUUGGGGUGUGUGUGAAAUAAAAUAUCCAUGAGGCUUGUUCUGUUGCGUGGUUUCUGCCAUCCCCACUUUCUUUUUCUUACAAAGAACAGAACCCGCCCCCCCUGGGAACUGAGUUGGGAAUAUCUGCCUUUGAGGUUCUUUCUCUUAGCUAGCCAGUGAGCUUCCUUCCCACAGGGAUCUGCUAAGCAUCCUUGCUCUAUAAAGUAAGACCUGCCCAGUUGGGUGGCAAUUGCACUCUUGGGCUGACACAAGAGGAGGGAGUAAAUGUGAUACUUUCUAUGCAACCCUGUAAAGUUAUUGAAUGUAGCCAGGUGUUAUGUCCUGUCCUCCCCCAAACCUCCCACACUCCCCACACUGAGACAUAAAAGGGAAGAUGUUAUUUGGCUACUUGUGCUGCUGGAUCUUUUGUGCCAAAAUGGGAAAUGUCUCUUUGCCUUUCUUUAAAAGUGGGGGUGGGGGUGGGGUGUGUGUGUGUUUGAGAUGCACCAAUUUUGUGCUGAACCAUCUACAAGUCUAAAUAUUUUUCUUGGGAAAAUGUAUUAACAUUAGUGAAAAAAACAGAAUGGAAGAAGCUGACCCGCAGAUCACUUCAGUGAGCAGUCUUGUGCUAGAAAAUGGUCUUGUUUCCU